ACGACUAUGCGAUACAUAGCCGAUCGCCGAUCACUCGCCCGUAUCGUCUGGCAACAAUGACAACGUGCCAAAAUUGCCAAACGCUAAUUCCACGCCUAUCCGUCCGCCGCGGCAUCGUUAGUAAAGUACAGCCGGAUUUUUUAUCGUUAUGUGCUGCAUGUUGCGUUUUAGAAAUUGUGCAAACGGAAACGAAUGGAAUGUCAGUCAGAUCCAGUGGAAGAGCAAACAACGCAACAGGAACCAACUGAGGCUACAGGACAAGAACUCCAACAAAGCGUCCAUGACGAUGCCGCAGAAUCGCAGCUGUGUGAAACAGAAAGCAACAUGGCAAAGGCACGACAGAAUGAAACACCUGUCAUCGUGGAAGAUGUAGAACAGACGAAAGACUCGGAUGCAGACGUACCACCACAGCAGGAGCAGCCUCUUGUUCCAUCAGCAGACCAACGGAGACCACUAGUACGAAGUGAAAGCUUAGAAACAUUGCACGGAGACCCACACGGUCCAAAUGCGUCUGACCUCGAAGAUCAUCUGAAGGGAAAGUCGCGGCUUAAAGUGCCAUUAAAGGACAGACAUCAGCUUGAGAGUCAAGAUUCAGAAGCCGACCGUAAAGUGCUCAGGAGCAAUGAUCUGGGAGAGCAGCUUCUCUGGGCAGCUGAGAAAAAUGCUGUGGAACUUGUGAAACAGUUGUUAGAGAAAGAUCCCAGUCUCGUUCACACCACAGACUCUGACCGAUACACGCCACUGCAUCGUGCAUGCUAUGCCAAUAAUGCGGAGGUGGCUAUGAUGCUGCUGAAUCAUGGAGCUAGCCUUUCUGCGCGUACAGUCGACGACUGGGAACCUCUGCACUGCGCCUGCAAUUGGGGAUCCGUGGAAUGCGCCCUCGCGCUGAUACAGUGCGGAGCAGACAUGAACAGCGUCAGCGUGGGUGGAACCACUCCUGUGCACCUGGCUGCGGCAAACCCCAGUGGGAGGCAAAUCCUGGAGCUCCUCCUGUGGAACCCCUACACCAAUGUCAAUGCCAUCAACGACGCAGGGGACACACCCUACGACGUUGCAAGGCGCCACACACCCCACUCGGACCUCUUUGAUCUGGUCGCGGAGGCAGUCAACAUAUUCUGAAUCCGCAAUGUACUUAAGGCAACUUCCUACAAGCAUGGUGGUCCCGCUGAUUGGGCUGAUGACCUGGUAACCCCCACUUACGCAUUAGUCGGAGCAAGUCUCCAGUGAAAAUCCCCUCCGCUCAUGUAAGAGUGCUGCACUUCCUUGUCACUCACACAUUAGCUGAAAAGGUAGAAACAGUGACCUCCCUGCUAUCGUAGAGCCACAACUGUAAUGAAUGGGCCACGCUGAGGUAGACUACAAAUGCACAUUGUUUGCACCAGCAUACUGCUAUUCUGUGUGCUUAUUUAUUUGUAAAUAAACAUUAUUGCUAAAAAGUAAAAUACAAUAAAAAUAGUGUGUUAUUCUCUUUGUAACAAAAUACAGCUCUGCUGUAUCUGAAAUCCAAUAAAUAGAAGUACGGGGAGCUUAUACAUGCAAAAACUACCCUGUAAAAAAAAAGUGCAACACAAAGUCGUUCUGUGAUCACUUACCUAAUUCAUAUUGUACGCACAUAUAUACUGUAUACUCAAUUCUAGGGCUUUCAGCUGCCAAUUGCUGCGUGUAAGCCUGUCUUUACCGACUGAUACAUGUGAAGCACCGCAGUAUUGUAAAAUUAAAUAUGCACCCUGCAGAACGUGACCAAACUCAAAAGUUGGGCAUCAGCGUGAAGUGAAGUUCUGCUCCAUGGUCUUGAGAUAAAUUUUCAAUGCUGUAUGAUGUUCCUGAUAGAGGCAAACAAAAGAUAUCGAAUUCACUAUAAUGGACAGAUGAAGUGUUAUAUAGCGCACGCAACUUGACAGCAUAACGUUAUAGUACCACUGGUGCCACUACAAUCCAUCCAUCCAUCCAGUACGAUCGUUCUAUCUUCUUUCGUGGUCAGUGCGAGCAUGUACACAUAAAGCCUCAAGUUUCCGGGAGAUACUUUUUUCUAAAUUCGGGGAGUAAAAAUUGGGUAAAUAAACAUGUGCACUAAAUUCAUGCAAAUUCGGGGGGAAAUCGGGCUCAGUUGCUCAGAUUAACUGUAGUGGUUUGGCACAAACAGUGAUGUAAAUGCAUUUGCUGCCAAACAAGUAAGUUAGUGCAUUCCUACAGACAUCCCAGUGAGGGCAAUCGGGCGAAAAAUUCAGGGAAGGAUCAGGUAAAACACUAAAACUUCAGGCUCUACGUAUACAUUACUGUAUAGAUAAAAAAAAUUGAACUCUUUUCAAAGGAGUCCAAGUACAUAAAAUCCGCUAUGAGCAGAUGUUCAUGUCAGUGAGAAAAGUUGAGUCUUUUCAACAAAAAUAUAUAAAAACCUGAAGCUGUGGCAGACAAGUCACUUAGAUUGCCAUUUCAACGUUGGCGUUGCAUUUAUAUAGCAGUUCGUUUACGCUGUACAUGCCAGGGUGAAGAGGAAAGCCACAAUUUCUCUUUGUGCAGCACUACAUUUACAUGCACAUGCCCUUCAAACAUAUCAUACUCUCUGGACUGCAUGUACCUAUGUUUUCAUACAUGUAAUUUAGGCACUGAUGACAACAUGCAAUCAUGAAGCACACUGAACUGCACAGUUCUCCCACUAUUUUGUUUCUAUCUUUGGACCAUUUCACCUAAUUUCGUUGUAUCAUCGGGACAAAUAUUUAUACGAAGUAUGGCUCACCUUUGGGCACAAGGCAUGAAUCACCCUUGCUAAGCUUGGUCACAAUGUUGCAACUUGUUGAUACACGCACAGGAUUGUCCAGUGCAAUAAAAAUCUGAGUGGAGAAAUAAGUUAAGUUCACUCUCGGGUAGCACGUACUAUGUUGGUGGAUGGUGAGACACUUUGACAUCUAAGGGAGUGAACUACAUAUAUGGGAUAGCACUCAUGAUAGAACUCAUGCUGUAAUAAAAAUCAAAAGCUUACAACGUUGUUGUAGAGUAAGUCUGCUGGCUCUUUAGCUUUCCCGGGGUAGAUACGAAUAAAUCCAGUGUGGCAGGACAUCAGCAAAUACUGUGUUGAGAUUUCAAACCCGUUCUCGGACUGGUCUUCCGAGAUGAACUUGUAACUCUCUGCUUUUUGUACUGUAACUGCACACAGGAAAAAAAGCGAAGAGGCAAACAUAAAAUAUCACUUGGAUAAAGGUAGUCUGCCGCUACUUCUUUCCGUUACUGCAGUCUGCAAAUACAGUUGACCCUUGUUCGUCUGGCACUGCCCCACCUCCCCCUCAUCUCAACCAAAACUCUCCCAAUAAAUGAUUCUGCAGACCAGCCAUCAGCUGUCAACGAAGCCUCUGUUUAUUUUGCAAGCCACAGGAAACUGUCCACCCUCACUUGCGUAACAUUCAGCUCUUGCAUUAUUUUGAUUAAAAAAAUGCCAAUCAGCAAUGUGCAGUAAUAGCAGACAUCACACGUUUCGGGUAAGAGCAUCAUACCCCACACAUGAAACCAUGGAAGGCAUCAUGCCAGUGCAACAUCGAGCAUGUGUGCCAGUCCCUCACCCUCCAAGGCUCCGAGAAAUUCAGCAAAAUUAUUUUUAGUAAAGGAUAAUAUGCCUAUAUAGCAUAUGUGUAAUUGGUAAUGGUUACUAUGUUAUAUGGUAUUAUUUCAUAUUAUUAUUAUUUGGUAUGUU
This is a messenger RNA of Ornithodoros turicata, 3685 nucleotides long. RefSeq names its product ankyrin repeat domain-containing protein 49-like. Bases 193 to 1119 code for a protein of 308 amino acids. NCBI's taxonomy places the organism in Eukaryota, Metazoa, Arthropoda, Arachnida, Ixodida, Argasidae. The record is from RefSeq and is a predicted model, not a curated record. The transcript has 5 exons. Gene Ontology annotation, molecular function: protein binding.